AUCCACAACCCAACCCCGAAAAAAAAAACAAACAACCUAUCACUUGUUAAUACAAACAACGACAUGUCAAGUAGAGAAAAAAAAAAAAUUUCAAAUAAGGAUUUAGUUUUUUUUUUCUUUUUUCUUUUACUUACUUCGGUCUGUCUCUUCCCCUGUAAUGGCGCUUCCACACAUAGUCUCUUCACCCUCUUCAACUUCACUAUCUCCAUCACCUUCCUUCAAAUCCAAGCCACCGUAUCACUCCUCUUCCUUCAACCCUAGAUUUAUAUCUCCGUUACGGCGUUGUAAGCUCAGUUCCUCCUUCAGAUGUUCAUCUUCUUCUUUCUCCGAGAAGCAUCACAACGCGAAAUCUCCGAAAUCCGAUGACAUCGUCGAGCUACCUCUCUUCCCACUCCCACUCGUUCUCUUCCCCGGAGCUAUCCUCCCUCUCCAGAUCUUCGAGUUCCGUUACCGUAUCCUGAUGCACACUCUCCUCCAAUCCGAUCUCAAGUUCGGCAUCGUUUACUCCGACUCCGUCUCCGGAUCCGCCGCUGAAGUAGGCUGUGUAGGCGAAGUCGUGAAACACGAGCGCUUAGUUGAUGAUCGGUUCUUUUUAAUCUGCAAAGGUCAAGAACGCUUCCGUGUCACUAAUGUCGUCCGUACGAAGCCUUACCUUGUCGGAGAAGUGACGUGGCUUGAAGAUCGUCCUUCAGGUGAAGAGAAUCUUGAUUCGUUAGCGAACGAGGUCGAAGUUUUGAUGAAAGAAGUGAUUCGGUUGUCGAAUAGAUUGAACGGGAAGGCUGAGAAGGAAGUGCAAGAUCUGAGGAGAAAUCAGUUUCCGACGCCGUUCUCGUUCUUUGUCGGAAGUACGUUUGAAGGAGCUCCUAGAGAGCAGCAAGCGUUGCUUGAGCUUGAAGAUACCGCAGCUAGGUUAAAGAGAGAAAGAGAGACGUUGAGGAAUACACUUAAUUACUUGACUGCAGCUUCUGCUGUUAAAGAUGUGUUUCCUUCGUCGUCUUAAUUAGUGUGUCUUCUUUUACCAACUCUGGUACAUAAAAAAAUAUCUGAAUCUCUCUCUUUCUCUCUGUUUCUGCGUUUGCUAUAUUGAGGUUUGCCAGUAAUUGGAUAUACGAAUUUUAUAAAAAAACUGCAAAGUUCGGAAAGUGUAAUAAUUAAUUUGUUGUAAAUUAUGGUGAUUUUGGUGGGUAUUAGAUGAUGUUUUGGGA
Capsella rubella is the source of this 1205-nucleotide messenger RNA. RefSeq names its product lon protease 2. The record is from RefSeq and is a predicted model, not a curated record. The transcript has a single exon. Lineage: Eukaryota; Viridiplantae; Streptophyta; Magnoliopsida; Brassicales; Brassicaceae. The coding region runs from base 158 to 1000 and encodes 280 amino acids.